CUUCUCCUACAUCCCCUCCCCGUCUCCCUCACCCCUCCUUCCCCUACAUACCCUCCCCGUCUCCAUCACCCCUCCUUCCCUUACAUCCCUCCCGGAAGGUCGGAAGUGAUAACGAGAUGCUGCUGGUACCGCCGAGGGACUGAAAAAGUACAGAGGACUUGCUUCGCCAAUUGGGGAUGAGCCCGAUCGCGGUUGGUCCACCGGCGGACGCCGUCCAACGUGUAGGCCGGUCGCCGCCGUCUGAUUGACAGGCAUCCUCACCAAUCACAAUCACGCCUGCGCCCGGCCGACGAUUGAUGGGUGGAGCCUGGAUGAGAGCGGCGCAUGCGCGCUAAUCCAGGACUGAGGGCCGACUUGAUUGGAGCGGGUGUUCGGCCGGCAUCGGGAUCAGACCCCACAUGGCUCUCGUAUCCGCAGACACACGGAUUUCCGAACUCCUGACCGACCUCCACCAGCUCAUCAGACAGACGCAGGAGGAGAGGUCCCGCAGUGAACACAACCUCGUGAACAUUCAGAAAACCCACGAGCGGAUGCAAACGGAACAAAAGAUAUCCCCGUACUACCGUACCAAGCUCAGGGGUCUCUACACAACAGCCAAAGCCGAUGGAGAAGCAGAGUGCAACAUCCUACGGAAGGCGCUGGACAAAAUCGCAGAGAUCAAGUCAAUCCUGGAGGAACGGCGGAUUGCGGCAAGGAAUGCGGGUCUGUACAAUGAAGCAGAGCCCCCUCGGAAGACAAUGAGACGGGGUGUGCUGAUGACUCUUCUCCAGCAGUCAGCGAUGACCCUCCCCCUCUGGAUCGGCCGGCCCGGAGACAAACCUCCCCCGCUGUGCGGGGCGAUCCCUGCGUCGGGGGAUUACGUGGUGAAGCCGGGCGAUAAGGUGGCAGCGAGAGUGAAGGGUCUGGACGCCGAUGAGCAGUGGAUCCUGGCCGAGGCCGUCAGCUAUAACCACAGCACCAACAAGUAUGAGGUUGAUGACAUUGAUGAGGAAGGCAAAGACCGCCACACGCUGAGCCGAAGGCGGAUAAUCCCACUGCCGCAGUGGAAGGCGAACCCGGAGACGGACCCAGAAGCCCUCUUCCAGAAGGACCAGUUAGUCCUUGCUCUCUAUCCACAGACCACCUGCUUCUAUCGAGCUCUCAUCCACGCUCCUCCCCAGCGGCCCCAGGACGAUUACUCAGUCCUCUUUGAGGACACCUCCUAUGCCGAUGGAUACUCCCCUCCACUCAACGUGGCCCAGCGUUAUGUUGUGGCUUGCAAAGAGACCAAGAAAAAGUGAUGGACCUUUAGGCCUUACUGGAAAAGUGUUGACUGGACGGGGGGGAAUUGUUGGUGAGGCGCGUGUUCACAUCCACUCGUUCGAAUAAAUGCAUUUGGAAAUUA
This is a messenger RNA of Hypanus sabinus (Atlantic stingray), 1384 nucleotides long. It is a transcript of the gene sgf29, whose product is annotated as SAGA complex associated factor 29. The coding region runs from base 399 to 1280 and encodes 293 amino acids. Lineage: Eukaryota; Metazoa; Chordata; Chondrichthyes; Myliobatiformes; Dasyatidae. The transcript has 11 exons. Gene Ontology annotation, cellular component: SAGA complex. The record is from RefSeq and is a predicted model, not a curated record.